AUGCUCAGCCUGCAGACCAAAACGCCCAGAGACGGCACCCUUGAAUCCUCACAGCAGCAUCCUAUCAAAGAAAAUAUGGCGCAAAAAUCCGAAAAGACCCAACCACCAGCCAUCAAUGCCCCCACCAAAGAGCUCGAAAAGGCAUUGGAGUUACUCAGAGCAAAGGAUGAUACCUCCCGUUUUGUUGGGCUGGCCCUAUUGAAGCCUGUUCUUGAACAGGAACUCAGCCAACAAGGUGGCACAGAAGAGGAGGGCACACGUACAGUGAUAGAACAAUGCUGGCGUGCAGUACCCGUAAAGUUCCUGGAUCGACUCUUGAAAACCAAGCUGGAAAGCAAGAGAACAAGAGAAGAAGUCGGCAGCAUGGUUGGGUUGGCGGUGGCAGUACUACACGCCUUCAUGACGAUUAUGGACGCUCCAGAGAAGGACGACCGGUUUGUUGGCCGAGUGCCACUGCUGAUGUCUGUUUUGCGCUCCACUCCUCCAGAAACUGCCACCCAGAUCAUGGAAAUACUCGCUACGUUGGCAACUACAAGGGAAGGAUCGCAAGCCGUCUUCGGUGCCAGAGACAAAGACGAGAAGACGGACCAGAAGCCAAAGUCCUACAUAUUCGUCACAGUGCUACUGAUCGAUAUUCGCUCCACCAUCCCAUCUCUGCAAGAAAGGCUACAUUCUGCCAAGUACCCUGAUAUCUCAGAGCGUAUAGCUAGAGCCUACGACAUAAUCUCCGCCUUUAUCGGCUUCCUAGUGCAGAGUCUUGAGGCUUUAGACAAUGACGAUGAAGAUGAGGGAUCUGGUACCGGAUUCCCAGCCCCAAUGCCCGGCGACCUCCUCAUGAAGCUUCGAGCGAACAUCUCAGAAGUAAUGUCUCUGACUAUCGAACAUCUCCGCGACCGCUAUGACUCCUCCACGGCGGGCGCGGCUGGCCUGCAUCCCUCCGCUCGCACUCUUGGUGAAGGAUCAGCCAGUCCCCUUCCAAUAGCUUGGGAUACAUCAAGUGGAAUAUCGGAAGACCCGUUAACCCUCUCACAGCUUCGUGCAUUGUCUCUGUGGCUCCGCGAGGAAGAGAACGACGCCCUUCGCCAAGAAGCUUCCGGUAUAAUGGAUGUCUUCCUUGCCCUGUACCAAGAUAUAUCUGGUCAAGACUUCCGCUAUCCUGUCUUGUUAUCUCUCGAAGGCAUUAGCGAAAUCGCCGAAGGCGUCGAAGCUUUUCUCCGCGAAGAAGGCUGGGCCAUCCUCACUGCUGACCUAGAAAACAACAUACUCCCCAUUCCCUCGGAGCACCCACGCGGCAUCGAGAUUAUUCGCGUACUGUUGGCAGUCGUUGAAGCCGAUGUCACUGGCCCCGCGAAGGAGGAAUGGAUGCCUAUUGUCGAAGUAGCUCGCCAAUCCGUCGUACACGCAGCCGACACGACGAACCUUGAGCUGGGUGUAGCGAUCUGUCAGCUCGCGGUAGAGCUCAUGGUCCGGGCACCUCGGGGCAUCAGGAAUCGGAGAAGGAGUGCCGUCGUGGAGUUGCAGAAAUAUGCGGAAGCACUAUUAGCGAAGGUGGAUGGUGCGAGCGGCGGGGUCAGGGAUGGUCUAGAGGAAGUGGUGCAGGGGUUGAACAGUCUGAGCCUCUGA
Molecule: messenger RNA, 1623 nt
Organism: Letharia lupina
Lineage: Eukaryota; Fungi; Ascomycota; Lecanoromycetes; Lecanorales; Parmeliaceae
Exons: 1
Coding region: 1-1623 (540 amino acids)
Source: RefSeq, a predicted model, not a curated record